Messenger RNA from Cynara cardunculus var. scolymus (artichoke), 939 nucleotides. RefSeq names its product expansin-A7-like. The transcript is spliced from 3 exons. Gene Ontology annotation, biological process: plant-type cell wall organization. The record is from RefSeq and is a predicted model, not a curated record. Gene Ontology annotation, cellular component: extracellular region. Bases 1 to 783 code for a protein of 260 amino acids. Lineage: Eukaryota; Viridiplantae; Streptophyta; Magnoliopsida; Asterales; Asteraceae.
AUGGCUUCAUUUCAUCAUUCAUGGCGAUUCGUCUGCUGCUUCUUCAGCAUCAUCGUCCAUGGCGGUUCUGCUCUCUACCAUGGCUACGUGCCGAGCCCAUGGACCCUCGCCCACGCCACGUUUUACGGGGAUGAAUCCGCAUCUGCAACAAUGGGAGGUGCUUGUGGAUACGGGAACUUGAUCAGUAAUGGAUACGGGAUCGAUACAGCGGCAUUGAGCUCGACGAUCUUUAACGACGGAUAUGCGUGUGGGCAGUGUUAUCAGAUACGGUGUGUUCAGUCUCCAUGGUGCUAUACGGGUUACACCACCGUGACCGCCACCAACCUCUGCCCGCCCAACUGGUCUCAGGAUUCCAACAACGGCGGAUGGUGCAAUCCUCCCAGAACCCAUUUCGACAUGGCUAAACCUGCAUUCAUGAAAAUUGCUCAAUGGAAGGCCGGCAUCGUCCCCGUCAUGUACCGCAGGGUUCCAUGUAACUCGAUUAGGAAAGGUGGUAUUCGAUUUGCGUUCCAAGGAAACGGGUACUGGCUUUUGGUGUAUGUUAUGAACGUCGCGGGUGCGGGUGACAUCAAACAGAUGUGGGUGAAAGGAACCAAGACCGAUUGGAUCAGCAUGAGCCAUAACUGGGGAGCUUCGUACCAAGCAUUUGCAACUCUUCAGGGUCAAGCCCUCUCUUUCAGGCUAACUUCAUACACCACCAAACAAACCAUUACGGCUUACAACGUUGCACCGACUAAUUGGAACUUAGGGUUAACAUACCAAGCCAACGUCAACUUCCAUUGAUUCAACAGUUCAUGUUGUGCAGAGUUUUUUUUUAUUAACCUGGAUAUCCAACCCACUAUGUUGUUGUGCAGAGUUGCUACUCACUUUUCUUGAACAUCAGGUUUGUUUUGUUGCAUGUUAUUUGAAAGGGUUUGAGUCAUUGUUCCGUUAAUGCUA